CAAUCUUUAAGCACGGAUCCUCUCUCGAUGAUAUACUCUCUCCAAAAACUCCUUUGUUAAUGGUGAAUUGGCCCAUGUUUUCGUCUUGUACUUAUCUUUCUCUGUUUGCAAACAAACAAACAAGGUGAGAGUUGAAACAUCCUAAGCUGGAAAAAUGCUGAAACAAACAGUUCAAAGGUUGGGAGGAUGCAUAUCAGCAUCAAGAAGAAAUGGUGAUGUUCAUAUGAAAUGGAAGAAACACUUAUUUGGCAAUUGGGUGAGAAGCAUGAGCAGCAAGCCCCAAAGUAAUGACAACAGGUCAACCUCGUACAGUGUUCCAAAGGAGAGAGUGGAGUGCGUAGUGAUAGGGGCUGGUGUUGUUGGCAUAGCAGUGGCAAGAGCUCUAGCACUCAAGGGCAGGAAAGUGUUGGUCGUAGAAUCAGCCCCCACCUUUGGAACCGGGACCAGUUCCCGAAGCAGUGAAGUUAUUCAUGCUGGAAUCUAUUACCCUGCCAAUUCUUUCAAGGCAAUUUUUUGUGUAAGGGGAAGAGAUAUGUUAUAUGAGUAUUGCUCCCAGCAUGAUAUUCCACAUAAACAAAUUGGUAAGCUUAUAGUGGCUACUAGAUCUUCUGAGAUUCCAAAGCUAUGUGAUAUUUUAGAUCGUGGGAUUCAAAAUGGGGUUGAUGGUUUGAAGAUGGUGGAUGGUGUUGAUGCCAUGAAAAUAGAGCCUGAAUUGCAAUGCAUGAAAGCAAUACUAUCACCUGUCACUGGGAUUGUUGAUUCUCAUUCAUUAAUGCUUUCUUUAGUGGGGGAAGCUGAAAAUCAUGGAGCAACCUUCACGUACAAUUCAACAGUCAUUGGUGGCCAUGUCGAAGGGAAUGAUAUUUGUGUUCAUGUGACAGAAACUGACCGUCUUAAAGAAUGGAAAGGAACAUCAAUUUUGCAUCCAGAACUACUACUAAGUUCUAAACUCAUUGUGAACUCUACUGGCCUAAGUGCCCCUGCCCUUGCAAAUAGAUUUCGUGGCCUAAAAAGUGGAGUUGUUCCUCCUUCUUACUAUGCACGGGGUUGCUACUUUACCUUAUCUAAUACUAAAGUCUCUCCGUUUAGACAUUUGAUAUAUCCUAUACCAGAGGAUGGUGGCAUUGGAGUGCAUGUUACUAUAGACUUGAAUGGUCAGGUCAAGUUUGGCCCAAAUGUUGAAUGGAUUGACAGUGUUGAUGAUAUCUCAAGCUUUCAGAAUAAGUUUGAUUAUUCGGUGAAUCCAAAUCGUGCUGAACGAUUUUAUCCAGAGAUAAGAAAAUAUUACCCAAAUCUGAAGGACGGUUCUCUGGAACCUGGAUAUUCAGGGAUCAGACCUAAACUUUCGGGACCUUCACAGCUACCUGCUGAUUUUGUUAUACAGGGAGAGGAAAUUCAUGGAAUACCUGGUCUUAUUAAUCUUUUCGGAAUAGAGUCACCUGGUCUAACAUCAAGCAUGGCUAUUGCAGAAUUUAUCUGUACAAGAUUCGUGGGAUGAUUCAAGCAUAAAGCGAGAAACAUGAAGAUAAGACAACACUGAAAACCAUAUUGUUGUCAUACUUUCCUGUUUGGUUUAGCUUACUUUUAUGAGAGUUUUAAUAAAAUAUUUUUGCAGCUGAUAAAAUUUAUCAAAAGGGCAUUUAGUCUUGCAGUUAUAUGCUAUAAUUGAGUACACCUUGAUUAUAUAAUUGUAUAAUUACCACAAAUAGAUCACAAAUUAAAGUAUAUUUAUAGUAAAGCUCAAAUUGUAAGCCAAACUUGUCAAAAUGUAUUUAAGAAGAGAAAAAUAUUGGUAGAAUAGAAUAGAACCAGAUGAAGAAAACUGAUUGCAUCAUACCGAACUACUCGGAGAAAUUAGCCACCCAACUUUAUCCAACUCAAAGAUUCAAGAGUAAACAGUAUAAUUGUGAUAGCAUGAAAAAGAAUUGAGAAUUCAUUGCAAAGAAGAUAUCAAAAGAUGGCUGAAUUAGUUCUGCGAAGCUGUUGUUUGGGCUCAGGUGGUGGCACAGAUGGCAAUGCCUUCUCAAUCUCCUGCAACAAGGAAAAUCAUUAGCCAUCCCUAUUUGAAUAAACUUCUCAACCAGGUAAAUCUUGAACAAACAAGAACAGACUAAAACAAUCUUUAAUGGAUUUACAAACUUUUCAAGAGUACUUAUUCAAGAAAGUAAGAUGAAAUGAACCAAACCUUUUCCAUGAAUUCAAAUCAAGCUCUAUAUUUCAAAUACUAUCACAAUUAUACUGUUUACUCUUGACUCUUUGAGUUGGAUAAAGUUGGGUGGCUAAUUUCUCCGGGUAGUUGGUUGUGAUGCAAUCAGUUUUCUUCAUCUUGUUCUAUUCUAUUCUACCAAUGUUUUCCUCUUCUUAAGUACAUUUUGACAAGUUUGGCUUCCAAUUUAAGCUGCACUACAAAUAUACUUUAAUUUGUGAUUUAUUUGUGGUAAUUAUGCAAUUAUAUAAUCAAGGUGUACUCAGUUAUAGUAUAUAACUGCAAGACUAAAUGCCCCUUUGAUAAAGUUUAUCAGCUGCAAAAAUAUUUUAUUAAAACUCUCAUAAAAGUAAAAUCAUCCUAUUGUAAUGACAGCCAUUCCAAAUGUUCAAGUUAUGAGGGAAAGGCAAGUGAGUUAUGUCCUGCUUCAAGCUCUAAGAUCCUGAAGAAGGUUCUAGAUUAUAACAAGUUAUAAAUAUUUAUCCUGAACUGCUGUGAGUUUUCAAUAAGAUGUAAGUAUAACCAUAAUAUGUGCAUUGUGUUUAAAACUGUAGAACACUUCAGUUUUUUUUGAGGGAAAAAAAGUUGUGAGCAAAUCCAUCCUCCAGAAGAUUCAGAUUGGAGUUACUGCCCUGUGGUUUACAUUUUUGGGGUCUUUUCAUUGAAGUUUUCCCUUAA
Vigna angularis (adzuki bean) is the source of this 2884-nucleotide messenger RNA. Its product is annotated as L-2-hydroxyglutarate dehydrogenase, mitochondrial. Gene Ontology annotation, cellular component: mitochondrion. The transcript is spliced from 5 exons. Lineage: Eukaryota; Viridiplantae; Streptophyta; Magnoliopsida; Fabales; Fabaceae. Gene Ontology annotation, molecular function: (S)-2-hydroxy-acid oxidase activity; (S)-2-hydroxyglutarate dehydrogenase activity. The record is from RefSeq and is a predicted model, not a curated record. Bases 155 to 1498 code for a protein of 447 amino acids.